Messenger RNA from Pristis pectinata (smalltooth sawfish), 2184 nucleotides. RefSeq names its product cellular communication network factor 1 (gene ccn1). Gene Ontology annotation, biological process: signal transduction. The coding region runs from base 180 to 1274 and encodes 364 amino acids. NCBI's taxonomy places the organism in Eukaryota, Metazoa, Chordata, Chondrichthyes, Rhinopristiformes, Pristidae. The record is from RefSeq and is a predicted model, not a curated record. The transcript is spliced from 5 exons. Gene Ontology annotation, molecular function: protein binding. Gene Ontology annotation, cellular component: extracellular region.
GCUUAUAAAAGGCAAAAGCGUAAGCCAGAGCGCCCAGACAACCAGAGAGGCAGCAAACCGGAGCGGUAGGACAGCAGGAGCCCGGAGAUACUCACUCUCACUCACUCACUCACUCAUCCCAGACUCCAGACCCGGAGCACGCUGAGCAAUUACAGCCUUCGCUCUCUCCUCUCGCCAGAAUGAUCCACUUUCCAGCUCUCGCAAUCCUCCUCGUUCUCUACCUCGCCAAAGCAGAGCCGAGCUGCACGCCGCAGUGCCAGUGCCCCCGGGAGCCUCCACGCUGCGCCCCCGGCGUCAGCCUGCUGCUGGACGGCUGCGGCUGUUGCCGAGUCUGCGCCCGGCAGCUCAACCAGGACUGCAGCAAGACGCUUCCCUGCGACCGCACCAGAGGGCUGGAGUGCAACUUUGGCGCCAGCCCCAGCGCCCAACGGGGCAUCUGCAGAGCCAAGUCAGAGGGACGCCCGUGUGAGUAUAACAGCCGGAUCUAUCAGAACGGUGAGAUCUUCCAGCCCAACUGCAAGCACCAGUGCACCUGCAUGGAUGGGGCUGUGGGCUGCCUCCCCCUCUGCCCCCAGGAGCUCUCGCUCCCCAACGCGGGCUGCCCCAACCCCUGGCUGGUCAAGGUGCCGGGACAGUGCUGCGAGGAGUGGACGUGUGACAGGAGCAAGGCUGGGCCGGAGGCCGAAGGAAGGGGAGGUGCCUUCAGCCAGGAGACGGUGGUGAAAUCAUGGCACGACCUGCCCCUGUACAACAACGAGCUCCUCUCCCUGCUCAAAAAGCGGUUCAAGAGGCUCCCAGCUUGGAGACCCAAGUGUUUUGUUCAGACAACUGAGUGGUCGCAGUGUUCCAGGACCUGUGGGGUAGGCGUAUCCACCAGGGUCACCAAUGACAAUCCUGACUGCAAGCUUCGAAAGGAGACGAGGAUCUGCAACCUACGACCCUGCGAUCAGGUCGCGCUUCCUGACCUCAAGAAAGGAAAGAAGUGCUACAGGACGAAAAAAUCCAGCAGCGCGACACAUUUCACCUACGCAGGCUGCACCAGCGUGAAGAGAUACCGCUCCAAGCACUGCGGCUCGUGCGUGGAUGGCCGUUGCUGCACCCCCCAGCAGACCAGGACAGUCCGAGUCCGCUUCCGCUGUGACGACGGAGAGACCUUCACGAAGAACAUGAUGAUGAUCCAGUCGUGUCGGUGCCACUACAACUGCCCCCACCACAACGAGGCCUCCAGUCCUUACGUCAUGCUGCACAAUGACAUUCACAAGUUCCUAGAUUGACCCUCCGCUCUGGCGGGCACCGGGCAGGCAGCGGAGGAAUCGGCCGCUCAGUGGAAGGGACACGUUUGAAACAGGACAGUAACACAGCAGGCAGGACUUAAUCCUCCUCCCUUUCUGCAGAGAUACUUCCCACGGGUCAUGUGGACAACCAGCACAAGUCAUCACACCAACAGGGUAGUUUGCACUAGUCCCCGCAUUUCUUUCCCAAGUUGUGACUGCAGAAUAUUGGAAAGACUUGGGGAUGUUGAAGGGGCUGUAGUGUAGGGUUUAUCUGGUUAGUGUUACAUACAACAGUAGUAGGGACCAGUAGCUGGGGUGGGGAAGGCUACGAUUGUUGUUAUACUGUAUCUUAUACCUAUGUGCACUGUGCAUUAAUGCCCUCGGGGCAACUGAGGCUGAGGGGUGGGUGAACCCUCAAGUUUAAAUGGAAGCUUCAAUUAAUUGGAGCAAAGAAAUAGCUUCAUAUUGGAGCAUAGUUUACCCACUUCUUUUUGUUCUAUUUGUAACAAAGCAAUGUAUAUUUGUAUUAUUAUAUAAUGUCUUACUUUGUACUCUAAGCAACCCGUUGUCUCUCGUGUCCUCGUGUGGGAAAAAACAUGGUCGUAGUAUAGAGCAAAGUUGUGAGUUCCCAGGCAAGGAGCAAACCACGUUAUUCCCUUGGGUGAGCAGAACAGCUCACAUUGUGUGGCAGCUAGUAACCAAACCUGUUAAAAGUUCUGGCUGUCUAACGUGCAUAGCACAGCGAACGGAAUCAGUUAUGUUAAAUCCUGCAAUAUAUCCAUUGAAUGUUGCAUUAUUUAUCAAAAAUGUAGCAGAUUCUAUUGGGUACAAGAAAGUCAUACUGGAAUUAAAUGUACAUAGAUUUAAUUUUUUUAAGAAGGAAAUUAAACAAUUUAUUUAUGGAACUGAA